AUGUUUGACUGUUGUUCCUUAUGUGAAAUACAUAAGGGAGAGAUUAAAAAGGGAUUAUUUUUAUUUCCUGCUGAAUUCUAACGAUAAUACCAGAAUUUUUACAUCUCAUAAAUUGUGUAGAAAUUAAUUGCUUUGAAUAAUAAGAACUAAUCAAUUCAUUAAGAUAGCUUAGUUGUUGUUAUAGACAAUAAAUUAGUUAUCUGUGAAUUGUGUUGGUAACUAAUGUAAUAUGGAUUUACAUGUCAAAAAUGUAAGACUCUAAAUUUUAUAUAAAAUGAGAAUUAGAAGUAGUGUCAAUUUUGUAAUACUAAUUUAUGCAUUCAUUGUGGAAAAUAAUUAGAUCUCUUUACAAACAAUCAAUCUUAAUGUUAUUCAUGUUAAAGAUAAGAAAUAAUUUCAUACAAUAUUGCAUUCAUUGUGAUGAUAAUAGUUAUUGGACUCUUUCUACCUUAUUUGGCUUUAACCUUUCUUAUAACAAAAUUCUUUGAUCCCAUUUAUUAAUACAAUUUUUGUAAGAAAAGUUUUUUAAGAACAUUAUUUUUAUUUGUGAUUUUAUUUCCAAUAAUGUUUCCAUAUGCUCUAAUUGAACUUAUUUUUGCUGGUUUUAAAGCAAUAAUAAAAAAUUUAAGAUGA
Paramecium pentaurelia is the source of this 633-nucleotide messenger RNA. NCBI's taxonomy places the organism in Eukaryota, Ciliophora, Oligohymenophorea, Peniculida, Parameciidae. The record is from the annotation of a GenBank genome assembly.